Messenger RNA from Rhea pennata, 1238 nucleotides. It is a transcript of the gene GPR174, whose product is annotated as G protein-coupled receptor 174. Gene Ontology annotation, cellular component: plasma membrane. The record is from RefSeq and is a predicted model, not a curated record. Bases 198 to 1181 code for a protein of 327 amino acids. The transcript has a single exon. Lineage: Eukaryota; Metazoa; Chordata; Aves; Rheiformes; Rheidae. Gene Ontology annotation, molecular function: G protein-coupled receptor activity. Gene Ontology annotation, biological process: phospholipase C-activating G protein-coupled receptor signaling pathway; positive regulation of Rho protein signal transduction.
GAUUAUUAUAGCAGAAGACUUCAUGAAGAACAAACUGAACCAAUCCCAGAAGGCCAGGGAAGCAAAGGAACACGGCAAACACAAUGCUAAGUGUGCAGCUCUUCUGCUCCUCUUAAAUGUUCAGUCCUGCAGGGAACUGGAAGACAGCUGGGAACUCUGUGGGUCGCCUCACCUGAGCUCAGAUCUGAAAACCAAACAUGACGAAUAAUUCAACCUGCUCCAGUGAUACAGACCUCAAACCUUAUUAUGCAAUUACAUACACGUUCAUUCUGAUCCCUGGACUAAUAGGAAACAUAUUAGCUCUGUGGGUUUUUUACGGCUACAUGAAGGAGACUAAAAGGGCUGUGAUAUUUAUGAUUAAUUUAGCCAUUGCUGAUUUAUCACAAGUUUUAUCCUUGCCUCUAAGGAUUUUCUACUACUUGACUGGAACAUGGGAGUUUGGAGGAGGUCUCUGCAUUUUUUGUUUCUACCUGAAGUAUGUCAAUAUGUAUGCAAGCAUCUAUUUCUUGGUUUGCAUUAGCGUAAGACGAUUUUUGUUUCUUAUGUACCCAUUCAAAUUCAACGACUGCAAACGCAUUUGUGAUGUGUAUAUCAGCAUUGUCGGGUGGAUCAUAGUCUUCAUUGGCUGUUUGCCUUUCCCUCUUUUGAGACUUCACCAGAAUGUUAAAAACACAUGUUUUGUGGACCUUCCUGUAAAGGAAGUUGACCUUCCCAUCUCCAUUGCCAUGAUGACAAUAGGUGAAUUGGUGGGGUUCAUAACGCCCCUACUAAUAAUUCUAUACUGCUCAUGGAAGACUAUCUUAUCCUUAAAAGAAAAAAAUUCUGCCUCACACGACCUUGGAGAGAAAAAAAAGGCUUUAAAGAUGAUUCUCACCUGUGCUCUAGUAUUUCUGAUUUGCUUUGCACCUUAUCAUAUCAGUUUUCCAUUAGAUUUCUUUGUUAAAACCAAAAAGAUUAAAAAUAAAUGUGUCCAGAAAGUGAUAUCAGUGUUUCAUGCUGUAGCUUUGUGUCUUGCCAGUUUAAAUUCCUGCGUAGACCCAGUCAUCUACUACUUUACUACAAACGAGUUCAGAAGACGACUUUCAAGACAGGAUUUACAAGACAGCAUUCAGCUACACAACCUAAGUUAUGUGAAAAAGCAUCUCAGAACUGAACCCAAGGGACAAGUUGUAGACUGUUAAUACUGAACUUCCUGAAAUGUUUUCAGAGACUUCAGAUGUUCUCUGUCAUUUGGGAUU